Messenger RNA from Diaporthe citri, 3381 nucleotides. RefSeq lists its product as uncharacterized. The transcript has 3 exons. Bases 1 to 3381 code for a protein of 1126 amino acids. Gene Ontology annotation, molecular function: phosphopantetheine binding. The record is from RefSeq and is a predicted model, not a curated record. Lineage: Eukaryota; Fungi; Ascomycota; Sordariomycetes; Diaporthales; Diaporthaceae.
AUGGCGCCGGCCGACACACGCCUCAACUACUUCACCUGCACCCUGGGCGAGGCGGCAACAUGGAACGCAGACCACCCCCACCCCUUCCACACCGUCAACCAUCUUAUAGACGAGCAGGCAGAAGACCUGAGACAGAGGCCUGCCGUCAACUUCCCAGGCGGAUGCUUUGCCGAUGAUGGCAGGGAGAUGAAGUCGGAUUUCACCUAUCGCGAACUCAGGACAUACUCCCUGGCCACAGCAGCACGUCUGCGCCGGAGACUCCAGGUGUCCGAUCGAAAUGCCUCUGGUACGGCUGGUCUGCUCUGCUCGAGCACCCCCGAGUUCAUCCUGACCUGGCUGGGUCUCAUGCGGUUGGGGAUAUCUGUAAUGCUCCUGGCUCCCCAGCUAGAACGUACCGCGAUCAAGCACUUGUGUUCAACGUGUAAUGUCUCAGUGAUUUUCGCCGACGCUAGGAACUAUGACAGGGUCAAGAACCUGAAAGAUGGCAGUCUGGCCAUCAAUAUCAGCAACGUACUCUACAACCUCAAGCCUGAGCAGAGCCCGGCCAAAAUUCCCUCGCGUGCCAAGUCGGACGAGAUAGCCUAUCUCUUUCACACGUCAGGCACCUCUUCUGGUCUCCCCAAGCCCAUACCACAGUCCCAUUUUGCCGCAGUUGGGGUCCUCCCUCGGCUUCCUGGCGGCGGCAGUGCCGCCACAUUUUCCACGACACCCUUAUAUCACGGUGGUAUCGCUGACUGCUUCCGAGCAUGGGCCAGUGGCGCCACCAUCCAUCUUUUCCCUGGUACUCAGCCCAUCACAGCUGCCAAUGUUCAACGGGCUGUCGGCCUUGCGAAUCGAUACCUUGCAAAUGCAUGCCCUGUCAAAUAUUUCACCAGCGUUCCAUACAUCCUUCAGAUGCUAGGCGGCGACCCAGCUGACCCUGAAGAUGACUCGGGCCUCCAGCUUCUGCAAGAAAUGGACCUUGUGGGUGUCGGCGGAGCCGCUCUGCCAGCGUCUGUUGGCGAGCACCUCGCUUCCAAAAAUGUGAAACUUGUCUCUCGCUUCGGCAGCGCAGAGUGUGGCUUUCUGCUUUCUUCGCACCGGGACUACAGCACUGACCGCGAGUGGUCCUUCCUCCGUGCUCAUUCGUCUCUGCAGCCGGAUUAUUACGAUUUUGAACCCCAAGCAAGAGAGGAUGGCGAGCCGUCUCUUUUUGAGCUCAUCGUUAAACCCAAAUGGCCGCACCGUGGAAAGACUAAUCGCCCCGAUGGUUCUUUUGCCACGUCGGAUUUGUUCGAGCAGCAUCCCUCGAUCACAAACGCGUGGCGCUAUCACAGCCGGGCAGACGCGCAGAUAACGCUUCUGAAUGGGAAGAAAUUUGACCCAUCUCCAGUGGAAGGCGAGCUACUAGCGUCAGAAAAGGGAAAGAGGGUUUUGAGCGACGCCAUGAUUUUUGGAACUGGCCGAGAAAUGCCUGGGGUUUUACUCUUUCCUAAGCCGGGGACCACUUCCGCUAGUGACGACCAAAUCAUUGAAGAGUUGUGGCCCACUGUUGAGAAGAUGAACGAGGAAACACAGAGCCAUGCGCGACUGGCCAGAAGAAGCAUGGUCGUCGUCAAAAGGGAACGCGGCGAAAUACCGCAGCUCCCGAAGAGCAGCAAAGGCACUAUUCUCAGGGGACAGGCCGAGAAGAUGUUUGCAGAGGAAAUCGAGCAGGCCGAUGACCAUAAUCCAGAGCUCAAUGGCAACAGGAAAAGGAUACCCGACAGCAAAGUUAUGGUUGAGUUGGGCCGCCUCUUCGAUGAUGUUACGGGCAGACAUAUCGACCCCCAGACUGACCUCUUCACGCAGGGCGUGGACUCGCUCGCCUGUUCACAGCUUAGGAAGACCAUCUCAAAGGCGUUCUUUGCCGACACCGACAUAACAUUACCGCUUAACGUAAUUUAUGACCAAGGCUCGAUAGAACGCUUAUCAAAGUAUAUUCUGCGGUGCCGAGUGUCCGGUGCGGCGGUCCCAGACGGGCUGAACGAAGAGGACCCAGAUGAGCAGCUCAUGCUGGACCUAGUGGAACAAUAUCGACGGGAGAUACUCGCACCCGCAGGCUCUUUCAACCACCAGGAGGACCGCGUGGUCGUUUUGACCGGGGCGACCGGGGCAUUGGGGGCGCAUAUCUUGGAGAUCCUGCUCCAGGACUCGAACGUGGCGCGGGUCUACUGCCUUGUGCGAGCAGAAAGUCCAGAGCAAGCAAGCGAGAGAAUAUUAACAUCGCUCAGGUCACGCGAUCUCGCAAUGCCUUCUAGCGAGAUCGGCAAGGACUCUAAGCUGGUCUCCCUGCCGUGCAGUCUCCAAGACGACAAACUCGGCCUCGCAGGCUCCGAGUGGGAAAAGUUAGCUGGCGAGGCAACGCUGAUGAUUCACUCGGCGUGGCCCGUAAACUUUAGCCUCAAGCUCAGAUCCUUCCAGGACCAGCUCAGCGGCCUGAUUAACCUCCUGGAGCUGCGCAACGCCUCGCGCAGCUCUGCGGCCCGAUUUGUCUUCAUCUCCUCGACGGCGUCCGUAAUCUCCGCGGCCAAGGGUGACCGCCCCAUCAGUGAAAAGCUCAGUUCCGACCCAGAUGAUGCCUCGCCCUUGGGUUAUUCGCGAUCGAAAUGGGUGGCCGAGAAUAUCCUUGCCUCGGCCAGAGUGAGCGGCAGCUUCGCGACGCCAAUAUCAUCGAGCACGUCAGGCCUCCGCUCGCCUGGGAUUGCAGAGGAGAGGACGCCGAUAAUCAUCAUCCGUGUCGGCCAACUCUGCGGCAAUUCCAGGACGGGCGUGUGGAAUGCCACCGAGGCAUACCCCAUUAUGCUGUCGUCCGCGCGCGUAUCAGGCUGCUUGCCCGACCUGCCCAGCGAGACACUCAGCUGGCUGCCCGUCGACACCGCCGCCCGCUCCGUGCUGGAGAUCGCGACCUCGCCGCCGGACCCGCCGGAACCUCCCCGCGCCCCCGGCCAACGCUACUCCCAGUCCCGCUCGCAGCACCUGCACAAGACACCGGUGUACCAUGUGGUGAACCCACACCAGGAGCCCGAGUGGCGGGACAUGCUGGGGUGGAUCUGCGGCGGCGGCGCCAGCGCCGACGGGGAUCAGAACGGCCGUGUGGAGGUGAGUGUUGUCCAAGCCCCGGAGUGGAUUGACAGGCUGGAGCGGGCGCUGGAGACACGGGACCACCCCGCGCGGGCGCUGCUGCAUCUCUGGAAGGCGGCUUACUGUGGCAGGCGCGGUAGUUUGGGGGUCGGAGAGGGGUCGGCGGCGCGGUUCGCCACUCGGAGGACGGAGAGAGUCUCGGAGACUAUGAGGGGUGUUCGGCCUUUGGGCCGGGACGAUGUACUGAGGAUGUGGCGGUGGAUAGAGGGGAACGUCUAG